Molecule: messenger RNA, 613 nt
Organism: Bombyx mori (domestic silkworm)
Lineage: Eukaryota; Metazoa; Arthropoda; Insecta; Lepidoptera; Bombycidae
Product: chorion class CA protein ERA.2-like
Exons: 2
Coding region: 21-380 (119 amino acids)
Source: RefSeq, a predicted model, not a curated record
CAUCUAGCUCUGCAGUAAAUAUGUCUCAUUUGAUCAUCUAUUACCUUUGCAUCCAAGUCUUGUUGCAAACUGUGUAUGGUCAGUGUUUGGGACGUGAGGAUUACAGUGGAAACCAUAUCGGCACGUGUAUCGCCCCCCUCGGCGGGUCUGACUACGGGCCUGUCUGCUACGGCGGCUCUAGGAAGUACGGCGGGUCUGGCCUAGGCAGUCUGGCUAUCGCUGGCGAGCUCCCAGUCGCUGGUGCCGCCACUGUAGGCGGACACGUGCCUAUCAUUGGUGUUGUAGAGUUCGGUGGGCGGGCCCGUGCCACUGGUGUGAUCUUCAUCACCGGCCACUGCUUUCCUGCCUGCAGAUGCGGGGGAGCUUCUAUCUUUGACUGAUAAAUCAUUACUUUUUAAACCUCAGGUUCUCUAACUACAUUUCAAUAGAGGGAAGUGUAAUUGUCGUAACUUGAAAAACCAACCAACUUUACACCAGAUAUUGGAAUAGUGAAUUAGCCCCAAAAUGUAAGUUACGACAUUUCUGCUUUCCUCCGUCGAUAUCACGUUACAAGGGAAAUUUUAACUAAUUAAGAUUCUAGACUUUAAAAUAAUAAAUAAUUGAUUUACAUAUA